UUCUUUAUAUAUAUAUUAGAUUUUAUUACGGUUGUGUUUGCGUUCUCUUUUUCUCUCUCUCUCUCGCUCUUUGGUAUCUUGAUUGAGCUGAGAAAACCAGUCUCAAUGGGUAUCUUUCAAAAGUACUUAAAACAUUACAUACAACAAAGAACCAAUCUUAAAUCAAAGCUCACAUCUCUUCAGAUUUCGUGUAAUGAGAAAUCAAGAAAGAUUGGCACCAAAUUGUGCAAGUUUCUCGACAAUGUUAUAUGCAAAAGGCAGCUGCAGGUUGAAGGAAACUCGUCUAUUAAUGAAAAAGAUCGUUUCUCCACUCCCUUGAUGGUAGAACAACAGUUCUUCCCUUCAUUGAUUUCUGAUUCAGAAACCGGCGAUGGCCAUGGCAGCAUUAUCCCAACUUAUGUGUGUGAAAUCUGUGUUGAGCCAAAGCCAUUGGAUAUCUCUUUCAACAUCAAAGGUUGUUCCCAUUUUUACUGCAUUGAAUGCACAGUGAAGUACAUUAAAUCCAAGCUUGAUGAUAACGUGAGUCGGAUCCAAUGUCCGGUGACAGAUUGUGAAGGGGUGUUGGACCCAGAUUUUUGCCGUGAGAUACUGCCAAGGGAUUUGUUUAACAGGUGGGGAAAAGCCCUUUGUGAAUCUGCUUUGCUUGGCUCUGAAAAAUUAUAUUGUCCUUACAAAGAUUGCUCGGCAUUGUUGGUUAAUGAUGGGGAAAAGAGAAUUAAGAGAUUCCCAUGUCCACUGUGCAAGAGGGUAUUUUGUGUGCAGUGCAAGGUAGCUUGGCAUUCAGGUGCGGAUUGCAUCAAGUUUCAGAAACUUAAAAACCUUGGCUCAGAUGCUAUGUUGGUUGAUUUGGCCAAGAGAAAGAAGUGGAGGCAAUGCCCUAAUUGCAGCAUUUAUGUUGAAAAAUCAGCUGGUUGCUGUUAUGUUAAAUGCCGGUGUGGAAAUGCCUUCUGUUACAAUUGUGGAGCAAAAUCAAACAAGGCUACCCAUUUUUGCACUAAAUGUUAUCAUUAGUUCUUCAAUAAAACUAUAUAUGAAAUGUGCUUGUUGGGGGGUUUUAUUUGUAUGUGAAGAGGUGUAAUAAUUGGGUAAAGCUACCAUGAAGGCCCUUGUAAAUAAAAAAAUUAGCAAAUUAGUCAUUGUAUAUUAGAUCAAAAAGCAAAUUGGUUCUUCUUUCACUGUUCUUAUAUGCCAAUAUAAGGUACACGUGGCACGUCAUGUGUAAUUGUCUGGUUAUUUCGUCAGUCAGGCUAGUUUUUAAAAGUAAAAAUUUUAACAAAAAGAACCAAUUUACUUUUUGAUCUAAUGUACAGAUACUAAUUUAUCUAUUGUUUGAAUAAACAAGAAAAAAAUACAAUCUAACUCAUCUCUACUGUACUUUCACCUAAUAAUUGUAGUAGACUUUU
This is a messenger RNA of Gossypium raimondii (Peruvian cotton), 1403 nucleotides long. Its product is annotated as E3 ubiquitin-protein ligase RSL1. The transcript has 2 exons. Gene Ontology annotation, biological process: protein polyubiquitination; positive regulation of proteasomal ubiquitin-dependent protein catabolic process; ubiquitin-dependent protein catabolic process. NCBI's taxonomy places the organism in Eukaryota, Viridiplantae, Streptophyta, Magnoliopsida, Malvales, Malvaceae. Gene Ontology annotation, molecular function: ubiquitin protein ligase activity; zinc ion binding; ubiquitin conjugating enzyme binding. Bases 106 to 1011 code for a protein of 301 amino acids. The record is from RefSeq and is a predicted model, not a curated record. Gene Ontology annotation, cellular component: ubiquitin ligase complex; cytoplasm.